Peromyscus californicus insignis is the source of this 3009-nucleotide messenger RNA. RefSeq lists its product as uncharacterized. The coding region runs from base 2077 to 2997 and encodes 306 amino acids. The transcript has 3 exons. NCBI's taxonomy places the organism in Eukaryota, Metazoa, Chordata, Mammalia, Rodentia, Cricetidae. The record is from RefSeq and is a predicted model, not a curated record.
AAAAAAAAAAAAAACCCACACAAAAUCCUUCUUGCUUUAAUUUAACAAAAAGAAACUUCCAGUUGAUUACUGAUAAAGAAAUUAGAAACCUGUUCCCUGUGAACGUGAUGUGACAGUGUUCAGAAUGGACAAUGUGUUAAGCCAUAGUCAAGUGCUCCUGUAACAUAAACCAAAGGGGUGUGGGGUCUCCAAUAAGCCUGCACAUCAGACAAUAUCAUAUCCCAAAACAGUGCCAUAUAUCAUGGGAUUUACAGCCAGGAUUUCCUUUUGUCUGCAAAACGUGUUGCCAAUCUGUCUUUAGCCUCUUCUUGUAAGAGAAGGUAGAAUUUAAGACAUUUAAAAUUCAGACCAAGAUCAGUAGCAAGCUAAGGAUUUCAUUGCUGGUAUGGUUAUAAUUGGGGAAAAAAACCCACAAAAAAAACACAAGCCAUGGUUGAGUCUGAUAAACAAGAUCACAAUAGAAAUUGUUCUUUAUGGACUAUGCACAGAGAUGUCAUAUUUAAAUAAACGGCUGUUUUCCCGGAGUUACAAUUGUACAACCAGCUACAUACCAUAAAUAAGUUAUAUUUGGCAGGACCAUCAUAGAAAUUAAAAACAGUGUUUUUCCCCAAAGAUUCCUAUUUAAUUCCAUGUGAAUUCCAAAUAUGGACUUUCCAGCGAUGUCCAAGGUUUUGUGAGACUAUCAACUAACUUGUCACAAACCUUUUAGUUUAUAGCCUAGGCCAUAGCAAACAUUCAAUAAAUAUUAGAUGUUACCACUGUCUGCAGUGGCCUGUGAGUCGGGAAGGCAGGAACUUACUAUGUAUGUAAGUUUAUAGAAUAUUAUAGAACAUGUAUUAAUGUCCUAACAAAGAAAACAUGGACCUUUUAUAGAAUGCAAAAUCCACUUCAUGUAUGUAGUUCCUAGUAUAUAAAAAAAAUGAGGUGGCUGGUCUUGUGUGCUUGACAUGGAGUGUUGACAGUAUGGAUUCCACUGGGCUUUUUUACUCGGCAUACUACUUUUCUCUGGCGAUACCAGUGAAUGGUUUUGUUGUCAAUUAUUUUACUUUCCCGAACAUAGGAUAUAAAUUUAAACGAUAUCCUCACCUUCUCAUUUCAAUUUCGAUUUAAAUUCUGCAAAUGAACAUUUAAUAUUUGUCAAAACACAUUAUCCAAGAGAAUCUAUUAUAAUUGAGCCAGGGUAUUAUUUACAUCUGUGUUAGUCUCAAGAUGCAAACCGCGGUAAGCACACCUCAGCUCCCUAAGCGCUUUGGGGGAACCCCAAAAUAAUUUCUGUUCAACUAGAAGCCACAGAGGUCCUGUUUCUAAGUCCCUGUUGGAAAUGCGAAAUCAGCUUCCCUGUUUAUGUUGAUAAAAGUGCUUUUUGUCUUAUGUAUUUUUAUUUCAAAAACAUUUCAUCUGGGCUCGUCGGAUACUUAUUUAAAUUGACAUACUCAACCAAACUUCAGAGCAGCAAAAAGAACACAAAAAUCUCACCUUCCCAAAGAAUUGCACAAAGCUUUUUUUCUCUCACAUGACUGAUGUUCGAGAGAGCAGGUAAUCUGUGUUAAACAAGUGAUUGACAUGCUAGCCCCCGGGUGUUUUCUUAAGAGGAACUGUGGCGAAAACACAGUUCUGCUCGCAGCCACUUUCCCCCAAGUGGACAACAUUCCUGCAGAGGCUGACAAGGCCUGAGGGAGUAAGUUCUUGCUCUCCUCACUCUCUCCCGAUUCCGCGAUGCAGGGGAAAAUCCCCCUGGCUGGAGGGGUUUCUGUUUCCUCGCAAUCAGGGGUUUGUCCUUCAGCUGAACUUUCACCUUCCGAACUCGCCUUCUUUCAUUGGACAAAGUGCAGAAAGAAAGGGGAGAGACCGAGGGAGGACCCAAGAGCAGGCGCGGGGCUGGAACGCCGCCCCUGCCGCCCUCCGCUCCAACUGUCACCCAGGCGAAGCACUUUCACUUUUAACUGGAGGAAACUCCAUCCCCGCCUGUCCUUUCCCCUCCUGGAUUUUUUAGCUCAGAGCUGAGCGAAUUGCCCUGGCAUUCCCCUCUGCGUCCCUAGUUGCUGACACUCCUCCUUUCCAUUUCCCUGGUUCUGAAUGGGUCCCUCUCCCCCUCUUCUGAGGGGACCCCCCUGCCCCAGGCCCCUCUUUUUCCAGCUCUUUCAUCCAGUCUCCCUUUGCCUGGAAACUGUUGUGGCGUUCCGUCCCGGGUUUGGGGGCUCUGCCUCCCUCUCUUCUUCCCCUCCCCAGGUCCCUCACUUGGCAAUUGCAAUUUUUUUUUUUUUUCCUUCUGCGAGCCCUGUUGUUUACCCAGCAGGUGGAUGUGACGUCAGGGACGCACAACAGCAAAAAAUAACAACAUCUCCCUCCGCGACGCGAUGGCCUCUCGCGCGCGCCUUAUUUAUUUAUUUGUUCCGGGCUGUGGGGGGGGAGGGGGCAGGCGACCCAAGGGCGCCGUAUGGAGGUGUGGGUGGCUCUCGGGGGGUCGCGGGGGUCUCGAGAGUGCGUGUGGCGGGGCUUGGGCCCAGCGUGGGACUGGGGCGGGUUGGGGGCGCCUCGCGGCUGCAACGCUGGCGCGGCUCGGGAACGAGUCCCAAGCGGAGGAAUCUAUUGUUAUUUAUUGUGUGGCAGCUGCACGCUGUGCUCGCGGCCCGGCCCUCGCCCGCGAGUGCGUGUGUGUGUGCGCGCGUGUGCGCGGCUGAGUGUGUGAGCGGGGGGCGCGCGCGGGCGGGAGUGGGCGCGCGCGGGGAAAGGCCCCGAAAACACCUUAGUUUGCACCGAGAGACCAUUUGCCGCGGACCCAGAAAGUUUGCCCCAGGAGGACGGCGCACGGCGGGCGAACGAACGGGAGAGGGGCAGCGGCGGCGGCGCGGAGAAGCGUGGAGCUGCCGGCGCCUCCUCCCUGGACUCGGUGGUGUCCCAGAAGCUUCUGCUGACAAUCCCAGUUUCCAAGGGAACCCUUUCGGCCAUGGUGAGGGCUGCGCUCCGCUCCCUUCUCUGACUUGCCUUCAGCCAUGAACGGAUGGGUGU